UAUAAUCCUUUUAUUAUAAUAGGUUGGAUGGCUAAUAUAGAUAUUCAAUUAUAUACUAAUAUACAUAUUAUAUUUAAUUACGUAGCCAAGUACGUUUUUAAGGCUAAGAAAAGGAUAAAAUCUUAUAAUAAAAUUGCCAACGAAUUAAUACCCUAA
Messenger RNA from Neurospora tetraspora, 156 nucleotides. RefSeq lists its product as uncharacterized. NCBI's taxonomy places the organism in Eukaryota, Fungi, Ascomycota, Sordariomycetes, Sordariales, Sordariaceae. The record is from RefSeq and is a predicted model, not a curated record. The transcript has a single exon. The annotation marks the transcript as partial.